AUGGCCAUCCCUCUGGCUCUAAUUAUAGACAUAGCUGAUUCAGACAGCUAGUUUUGUUUAUCUCCCUCUAGAAAUUGGGCAACUUCUAUCCUUUGGCAAGCUUCGGUUCCCCUCGGAAUCAGCAGAUUAUGUAUCUCUCUAGUACUCUCUCUAGUUAUGUUCUCUUCUCUAUGUUUUUGUUUAUGAUCUUCAUUAUGUUUGUGUUGUAUCCACUCCACUCCCGUAGUAUGUUCUCUGUGUGUGAGGAAUAAAAGGAAUAUCCGAAUUUGAGAUAUAAUAUUGGAUGGUAGAUUUGUUUUA
Messenger RNA from Capsella rubella, 300 nucleotides. RefSeq lists its product as uncharacterized. The record is from RefSeq and is a predicted model, not a curated record. The transcript has 3 exons. NCBI's taxonomy places the organism in Eukaryota, Viridiplantae, Streptophyta, Magnoliopsida, Brassicales, Brassicaceae.